Molecule: messenger RNA, 1729 nt
Organism: Larimichthys crocea (large yellow croaker)
Lineage: Eukaryota; Metazoa; Chordata; Actinopteri; Sciaenidae
Product: odorant receptor 131-2-like
Exons: 1
Coding region: 482-1399 (305 amino acids)
Biological process (GO): detection of chemical stimulus involved in sensory perception of smell; G protein-coupled receptor signaling pathway
Cellular component (GO): membrane
Molecular function (GO): odorant binding; olfactory receptor activity; G protein-coupled receptor activity
Source: RefSeq, a predicted model, not a curated record
UAGAAUUGUGGACUUUGUUUUCCAGAGUGUAAACUGUUUGAGCAACUGAUAACAACAUAGCCCAGAAAUAGUACAUUCAAUUAUUAAAAUGCUUAGCAAAACAUUUUAUUGUACUUUUUCACCUUGAGCAGGCUAAUUUCCCCACAUUGGGCAAUAGACCUUGGCCUACAACCCAGAUUUCUCUAGAGGCAGCCACUGAGGGACACUAGGAGAGAGUGUCAAUGACAACACUGUGGUGAGUUUAAUUAGUUGUUACUCUGUUUGUAUUCAUGUCCUCUCCUUUAAAGCCUUCAUGUGCAACCGUCACUCAGACUCUGUCUCACUCUUUCUCCAUCUGUCUUAUGUGCCACAAUGCUAUGCCACUGCAGUGAAGGGUUUGGUCUUUUUGUGAUAAGAAUGUCAUUUUGUUUCGACAGCCACAUUUAAUUAUUAGAACAGUUGGUAGUACAUCAACAAGUGUGUGUGUUUGCUUAGAAUAGUGAUGGCUAAUAACAGCUCAUUGGUUGGUAGUGAGAUUUUUCUGUUGCAGUUUAGGGACACAGUCAUUAUUGUGCAGGUCCUGGUGAUAAUAUUUCUUUGCAUUAAUUUUUUGCUCAUCAUAACUUUUUUCAGAAAGGAGUGCUUCUACACAACUACACGUUACAUCCUAUUUGCUGUUACUCUUCUGUCUGAUAGCCUGAUGUUAGUCAUCUCUGAUUUCUUGGUCAUAGUGAACUAUUUGGAAUUUACUAUGCAAGUUUGGAUAUGUAUCAUUAUCUCUGGUUUGGGAAUUGUGUAUAAUAUAGUCACACCAGUUACUCUGACAGCAAUGACCCUGGAGCGAUAUGUGGCCAUCUGCAUGCCGCUACGUCAUGCAGAGCUGUGCUCCACACGCAGCACUAUGCAUUGCAUCCUCAUCAUUCACGGCUUCAGCUCUGUGCCCUGCAUUGUUGUUCUCUCCACCUUCUUUGCAUCAGCCUCUCUUAGCUUUUACAAACAACACAGGUUAUGCACUGGGGAGUUGUUUAUGUUGCACAGAUGGCAGGAUCAUGUUAGGUCAGCUGUACAAGAGUUUUACUUUUUAAUUAUGUGUGGAAUUAUUGUAUUCGCUUAUCUUAAAAUAAUGAAAGCGGCCAAAGCUGCAUCAGGAGAGGAUAAAAAGUCGUCAAGGAAAGGGCUCAGAACAGUAAUUCUUCAUGGUUUCCAGCUGCUGCUCUGUCUUCUCCAGCUGUGGUGUCCAUUCAUAGAAGCAGCUGUAUUUCAAAUAGAUUUCAUGUUAUUUAUUAAUAUCAGGGUCUCUAACUACAUAUUGCUUAGUCUUACUCCUAGAUGUCUGAGUCCUCUCAUUUAUGGCCUCAGGGAUGAACUAUUUUUUCAAGCACUGAAAAACGUCUUUGGCUUGUAUAAAAGAAAUAUUUGACAAUGUAAAUUAUUAGAUUGCUGUAGAUUACUGAACAUGUCUGCACUUUAGUUUUCAUGAGUAUUUUAAGAAUGUUUUAUUUUUAACUAGUUUAUUACCCCUGACUGUGACUACAAUGUUACUCAAGCAAUAAUUCAACACUGCUUUUUUUUUUCUUCUUGCAUUAUUCAUCAUCAUCAUCAGUAUCUGUUUUCUGUCAUCCAUGUUUGAGCCUAGGGACUAUGUACAGUAAACUGCUGCUAUGCCGUAUUGUGUUGUGUUGUUAUUAUAUAUGUUUUUAUACCAUAUAUAGUUUUAUGAGUGUUUCACAUACGUCACAAACAAUGACUG